AUGGACCGCUGCUACGACUGCGCCGCGGUGCCGUCGUGUGGCUUCUGCCGAUCCACACUCACGUGCGUGCCCGGUAACCUCCACGGACCAUUCGCUCGGUACCAGAUCUGGUGCAGCGAUUGGAUCGCUGAGGCAGAGGCCUGCCCAGUGAACCCGCAGUGCAACACCAUCACCGAUUGCGGUAGUUGUGUCGCGUCGGAUGAAUGCGUGUGGUGUGCGUCCGAUGCAGCGUGUAUGGCGAUGGAAGAGGGUCUCGGCUCUGGGUGCAAAGCGCUCGUCAGCGACGCGCCAUGCCCCACGGUGAUUGUUCCAGAGACAAUCAUUGUAGGCGAUGUCAUCGUCCACCAGGAGCCACCCAAUGUGCGCAGUGGGGUCGUUGUCACGGGAGUUACCCAACACUCGCUAAACUAUUCCUUUGUGGUGAAUCAAUCCACUGUAACCGUGCAGUCAGGCGGUGGCAUCAUACUCCGUGGCGGUGACGACAAUAGAUUUAACACGGCCGGUGGUGGCGUGGCGAUUGUUGCUGGCGAUGGAGUGCACCAGAACCGUGGACGUGGCGGCACUGUCACGAUCUCCGGUGGAGACGGGCUUGGUAUCCAGAACUUUGAUAGCUCGAUCACGGGCGGUGCUGUGAAAGUAACAGGUGGAAUGUCAAAAGUCGGGACCGGAGGUAACCUCGAUAUGACUGGCGGUGUCGGUGCGACUACCGGUGGGUCAAUCAAUAUUGCUUCCGGCACGAGUUCUGCCUCGACUAGUGGCAGUGUUACGAUCAAGACUGCCAGCGUCGUCACCCAGGGCGGUUCCGGUGGAGUUGUUGUAGAAACUGGAAACGCAGUAAGUGGGACGUCAGGUGCAAUGGAGUUCCGCACUGGUACUUCGUCCUCGGAUGAGGCAGGAUCUAUUGUACUGUCCAGCGGAUCAUCCGAUGGUGGCAAAGGCGGCAGUGUUAUCGUGCGCGGAGGCUCGUCUGGCGGGGAUGAAGUCGGUGGGUCUGUGCGCGUGGAGACUGGUACAUCUGCUACCAAAGCUUCUGGCGGAGUAGUCAUUUUAACCGGUAACUCUGGAGUGAAUGGUUCCAGCGGUGCCAUCGUGAUUGGAUCGGGCAACUCGUCAUCAGGUGGGACUGGUCCGUUAUACCUGUUCACUGGAAGUGCAAAUGAAUCAAGCACGGGCUCAAUUUUUCUUACGGUUGGCACCGGAAAAACUGAUAGGGGUGGAAAGAUCCUUGCUACAGCAGGCGCUACGACCAAACUAGGAGGCACCGGAGGUGCAGUCAAAGUCGUAGCAGGGGAUGGAGCUAACACUGAUGAGUCCACCGGAGGUACAACCACUAUAAGCGGUGGCGCUUCUAUGGGGGCGUUAAACACAUCUGCCGGUGGCCACGUAAUUGUUGUUGGAGGAAAUGCAACCGGUGGAGCUGGUGGGUCUAUUAUGAUUUUUAGUGGGCUUAGCCAGAACGAUUCGAGCGGAGCAGUAGUAAUCCAAACGGCCGUCAGUGCUCAAGGGGGGAGUGGUAGUGUUCGUCUCUCAACAGGAGAUUCCGCACCAGAUUCUGGGCGGGUUGAAAUAUCGACUGGUACUUCGACUGAGGGCAACAGCGGUGCUAUCCAAUUAAGUGGAGGAAAGGCAGCCGUUGGACAUGGUGGUGGUAUUGCUCUUAAUGGCGGGCCAACUGAUAGUGGUGUUGGUGGGGCUAUCCACCUGUCAUCUGGAGUGAGCGCAUCAGGAGUUAGUGGAAGUGUUGAAAUGACGACGGCAUAUAGUCCGCUGGGAAAAGGCUCAGGAUCUCUGAGUCUUACGAGUGGCCCCGCUGCUCGUGGUGUAUCUGGAAGUGUUACCGUUGGAACAGGGUACACUAUCCGUAGCCCUGCGGGAAAUCUGCAACUUCAAGCUGGAUCUUCAUCGAAAAGCACACCCGGGAGCGUCAAUAUUGCUAGUGGUAGCUCGGCAGCUGACACCGAAGCUGGCGGUGCUAUUAUGCUUAGCGGGGGGUCUGGUUUGUCUUCAAACGGCGGCGUUGGUGGCGAGGUUAGCAUUGCUGGAGGUAACGGACACGGACUCCAUUCGGAAGCUGAAGGAGAUGGUGGUCGUGUUAAGCUUGCUGGAGGACAAUCGAUCGACGGAAGUGGUGGGGAGCUUCAGCUUCAAGGUGGGAGCAGCACCUCGUCCGUUGGGGGAGCUGUUAACCUUGUGAGUGGUGCAUCAGGCCUCAGUUCGUCUGGCACAGUGCGUGUGGCUUCAGCGAAUGCAGCCGCUUUCGGUAACUCUGGAAACUUUAUCGUGAACACUGGCAACACCCUGUUAGGAAUGGCUGGUUUAAUCACCCUAGAAACUGGAACAUCAGAAGGCCAAGCUGGGAGUGUUUCAGUCUUGGUCGGUUCUAAUGGAAUUGGCGACGGUGGUGACAUAUCUGUCGAAUCUGGUUCCUCGAAGCAUGCUGCUACUACAGGUGGAGCUCUGCUCUUAAGAGGAGGGUCGGGUAUGAGCGACAAUUCUGGUGACGGAGGCGACGGCGGCCGAGUUGUGUUAGCUGGUGGUUCGUCCCUCGGAUCUUCUUCUCAAGACACUGGUGGCGCAGUCUUCGUUCAGGGCGGCGAAGCGCAAAGCGGUGUCGGUGGUAAUGUCAAGAUGAUUUCCGGGGUAAGCGCUUACUCCUGGAGUGGUUCUGUUGAAAUUGCAUCCGCCCAGGCUGCGAGUGGGGGCAUGAGUGGUACGUUGUCACUUGGCACUGGAAACAGUCCAGACGGCUCUGCUGGAGCUCUGAAGGUGUCUACGGGCAGAGCAUCGAGAGGUAACAGUGGAACGAUCGAAGUUUUAGUUGGAGCGGGUGAUGCGACUGAUGGCGGAGACGUUCGAGUUAGUGCUGGGGAGUCGUCAGGGAUGGGCCACACUGGAGGUAAAGUGGCGCUAACUGGUGGUACUGGCUCGAGCACAAAUGCCGUAGACGGUGGAGACGGCGGAGAUAUUGACAUUAUCGGUGGCGAAGCACGUGGCUCAAACUCACUUGAUAACGGCGGCAGCAUUAACGUAGCUGCUGGUCGAGGGUCGUUCGGGUACGGAGGUGAUUUGUCUAUGCAAUCUGGAUCUGGGGUUGCCAGUUCUAGUGGCUCUGUGUACUUGAGUACACCAGACGCAGGCUCACGCGGUGUAAGUGGUAUGGUUACCGUCUCCACUGGAACAUCGUCGUAUGGAAACUCGGGUCCGAUGAGCCUGACGACCGGCGCGGCCAAAGGCGGCAAAGGAGGCCAGUUUCAGGUGCUUGUUGGUAGCGGUGACUUCGGUGAAGGAGGUUUGAUAUCGAUGGAAGCAGGUAGCACGACGGAUACUCGGACGGGAGGAUUUAUAUCACUCGUCUCGGGUGCAAGUCAGGCAACCUCCAGCGGUGAUAUCACAGUAAAUACGGCGAACGCCGGUGGAGCUGGAGGAAGCGGAGGUGUAAAGGUUCAAACCGGAACUGCUACUACUACAGAUUCAGGUGCACUUGUGGUUUUAACUGGUUCCGCGACGCUUGGACACGGAGGUGACAUUAUUGCUACUGUUGGGACUGGAACCAAAACAGAUGGUGGUCAAGUUCAGUUGACUGCUGGCGCGACGACUGAUGCUGGUAAAACGGGCGGAACUGUAGCCAUUCAGGCCGGCGAGGGAACCAGCCCAGCUUUCAGCAACGGAGGUAAUGGCGGCGUCGUGAAGGUGACUGGGGGAGCUUCUCAAGGUGGAAGUUCUGCACUUAAUACUGGUGGAAGCAUCGCGUUGGAAGGUGGUUAUGCACAUAAGGGCCGUGGCGGAAGUAUUCGCCUCGACACUGGCUUUAGUGCAGCUACAUCCAGUGGUGCAGUGUCUAUUGCAACUGCUGCUUCGGGAAAGAAGGGUACUAGUGGCUCUGCAAUUAUCAGCACUGGCGACAGUACUGCCGGUGAUAGUGGUGAGAUCAGUUUGUAUAGUGGCCAAGCCCUCAAAGGAAAAGGUGGAUACAUCUCGCUUUCGGUUGGAAACAACACUGAGAACUCUGGAGGAGAUGUGACAAUCAGUGCCGGACUUGCUCUCCAGAAGUACACUGGAGGUUCGAUCACCCUUACUACUGGUGGUUCCGUGCGAACUACGUCGGGUGACUUUCUGGUCCAGACGCCAAACGGUGGUACCGAAGGUGGAUCGGGAUCAUUGACGUUUACCACCGGUAAGAGCCAGACCACAAACAGCGGUGCAAUGACAUUCGUCACGGGGCUUGCGAACAAGGGUCACGGCGGAAGUGUAAUUGUAUCGGUUGGCGUGGGAGAUACGAAAAGCGGUGGUGAUGUGAACAUCACCGCAGGGGACACUUCCGCGGUUGCUCAGGUAGGGGGGGGUAUCUCACUACAAGCAGGAUCUGGAACAAGCACUCAUGGAAGCAAUGGUGGCGACGGUGGUGCUGUUCAAAUUCGCGGGGGCCAAGGCAUGGGUGGUAAGAAAGACUUUGACGUAGGGGGCAUGGUUCAUGUUGAAGGAGGGGCAAGCCGGACCUCAACAGGCGGCAAGAUUGAGGUAUUCUCCGGUACUGGUAUGACUUCCAGCAGCGGAGAUGUGGCGAUCAUGAGUGUCGACUCUGGAAAGAAAGGUGUGUCAGGCACGCUUCAGGUUCUAACCGGAAAUUCAACCGCAGGCCCAAGUGGAUCGCUUUUUGUAGUGACUGGAAAGUCUGAGCCUGGACCGGCAGGCGACAUCAUUGUUUCUGUUGGAACAGGGAGAACAGGAAGUGGCGGGCGUGCUGCAAUUAGCGGCGGCGAUAUGAGCGAUAUGAGAUCAACUGGUGGUGCAGUCGAUAUCACGGGGGGCCCCGUUAACGUUGUAGGCGGCUACGCUGGUGGUCAAAGUGGAGGGGAUAUUGCUGGAGCUGUCACUGUUCAUGGCGGUCAAGCACAUAAAGGAAGUGGCGGUGCUAUUAAUAUUAUCUCCGGCGUCCCCGAAUUCUUUUCGAGUGGAGAUAUUGAAAUACGUUCGGCAGAUUCGGGGUUCUACGGCGUCAGUGGGUCGAUUGUUACUCGCACCGGUAAAUCACAAGCCGGCGACUCGGGCAGCUUUGCCCUUCGAACUGGCGAUUCGGAUAAGGGUAGCAGCGGUAGUAUCGACGUCGCUAUUGGCAGCAGUCUUGCUAAGGCAGGUGGCGACUUCAAGCUGAAAGCUGGAUCGACGUCUGGAGAGGGACAGCCUGGAGGAAAUGUCGUUGUUUCAUCCGGUUCCAGCACGAAGGGUGAUAGCGGCAGCAUUACCGUGAGCACCGACAACUCUGGGACAGCCGGAGUUAGCGGAUCUAUUGCCGUUUCGUCUGGCACUGCUGCGAAAGGGGAUUCAGGUAUGAUCUCGCUAACUACUGGUAGCUCAACGGGAGGCCAUGGCGGCAAUGUUGAUGUCUUGGUUGGUACUGGUGGUGCUGGAAAUGGUGGAGACAUAACUGCGCGAGCUGGCGAUACCACAGCUACAGCCUCGGUUGGCGGAAAGAUUUCGCUUACCGCAGGCAGUGGUUUGAGCACUGAUCUGAAGAACGGUGGCGAUGGAGGUGACAUCGUCGUGUCAGGUGGUGAUGCUAGUGGUAAAAACUCCGCGACAGACGUCGGUGGAUCUAUUCACCUACUCAGUGGCAAAGGAAAUGCUGCAACUGGUGGAUUCGUGGCUAUCGUGACCGGAAAUGCAACCUCCUCUUCAAGCGGUGAUGUGAGAAUCUCCACAGGAGAUGCCGUUGAGAAAAACACUCACUCAUCGGGAAGCAUUAGCGUCAUUAGUGGUGCUACCGCCAAUGAGGCUAGUGGACCUAUUUCAUUACGCUCUGGAUCAGCUGCGAAGGGAACGAGUGGAGACAUUACUGUGCAAAGUGGGGAUAGCCUUCAAGGCGCAGCAAAUGUGGUCGUUCAGGCGGGAGGUACUUCUGCUGCAAAAGGAGGAUCUGUCGUCAUUAUUACAGGAGUCUCUUUUCCAGGCUCCAGUGGCGACAUCGACAUUAGCUCUGACCGGAGCGGCAGUAGUGGUGGUAGUGGUGUCGUGAACAUUUACUCGGGGUAUUCUCGUGGUCGGUCCUCCGGCACCGUGACACUAAGCUCAGGUGCAUCGGAACACGGAGCAGGUGGAGAUAUUCAACUUUUUGUAGGCUCAGGCGUUGGUCGCCCGGGUGGAAAUGUAGGCGUCACUGCUGGAGCGACUACUCACGCUGAUGGUGGUGGUAAUGUUGCUAUUCAGUCCGGGCAGAGUACUACAUCGUCCAGCGGAAGCGCAACGUUGUCUACAGCCGAUGCCGGAAAGGAAGGGCACUCUGGCUCCGUCGUGAUCGAAACCGGAACUUCCACUGGUAUGCCCGGCUCCGGAAGUGUUUCACUUCUCACUGGCGAUGCCCUCAACGGUGGAGGUGGUAAUAUUACAAUCGCAGUCGGCCUUGCCUCCGUUGGUGAUGGUGGGUCGAUUCAGCUGGAAGGAGGAGACUCCACGGCUGCUCGUGGUCAGGGAGGCAGUGUCCGACUAAUAGGUGGUAGCGGCCGCUCUACUGAUGACAAGGAUGGAGGAAACGGCGGUGAUGUGGAAAUCGUGGCCGGGUCGUCCGAUGGCACGAACAAAGUUUGUGAUCCGGGAGGAGCAAUCGCUAUUUCUGGUGGGGACGCCGCGGAGUCUGCAGGCGGUGCAGUCUCGAUUGCCUCUGGCUCCUCGUUGAGUGCAUCAAGCGGUGACGUCUCACUUGAUACGGCUGAUGCAUCUAGCUCGACCGGCGCAAUUGAGUUCCACACUGGCAUCGCCAGUCUUGGUGGCUCGGGUAGCGUUGGCAUCCGGACGGGUGAUGCUAAUAGUGGGGGAGCAGGCUCGGUUAACAUUGCGGUCGGUACGGGGUCAAACGCAGCCGGUGGAGAUGUCUUUGUCUCUGCUGGUUCGACAACUGCACCGAAGGGCAGAGGUGGUAAAGUUGCUAUCGUGACUGGAUACAACUCGGCAACUUCUAGUGGUCAUUUGUCCUUAGAAACUCCAGAUUCUGCAAAAGAUGGUGGAUCAUCUGGCCAAAUUUCUUUGAAAACGGGCGAUUCGGCAACCAAGUCUGUUGGAUCGAUUAUUCUUAGCACUGGCUUAGGUGCAGUCUCCGAUGGGGCUGGUAUUCAAGUCGCUGCAGGGAAGGCAAGCGCUGGAAAUGGUCAGUGGGUCAACAUUACUGGCGGAGAUGCGUUUCAGGCUGGAGAUGCUAUUGCUGGAGGUGUCACUGUUGCUGGCGGUGUCGGGCUUGGAGACGAUGAAGCUGGUGGUGGCCGUGGUGGCUCUGUGAAGUUAGUGGGUGGAAAAAGUUAUGGAGGCUCUUUCAGCAAGGAUGUUGGCGGGUCGGUUGCUCUCCAAGGUGGUGAAGCUAUUGCUGCGUCAGGUGGCGCUGUCAGCAUUAUCAGCGGUGCGAACGCAGUCUCAUCUAGUGGAGAUGUUUCACUACAAACGCAUGGUGCUCGCGUUGAUGGAAGCAGUGGGCUUGUUAAUAUCGUUUCCGGACAUGGUGCAGUGAGGUCAGGUCCCAUUUUGAUAUCUUCGGGUUUAUCUCCAGUUGGAACUACUGGAAACGUGACUUUCUGCUCAGGUGACACUAGUUCUGGAGUAUCUGGAUCGAUUGCAGUGUCUACAGGUACUGCCAAUACUGGUAUCCCCGGCUCAUUCGCUCUGAGCACUGGAAGUAGCAGCUCUGGCGUUGGAGGUAACUUCGUAGUUCGUCUCGGAUUGAACAACGGCAAUAUCUCCUUGGAUGCUGGAGAAUCUGCUUUGGGUACUGGAGGCUCGAUUCGGCUUGGUACAGGAGUCGGUCCAGUAUCAUCAGGGUCUGUAUCUGUUUCAACACUUCUGGUGCUCUUGGUGAUGGUGGCGAUGUAG
Phytophthora infestans T30-4 is the source of this 7851-nucleotide messenger RNA. RefSeq lists its product as uncharacterized. Bases 1 to 7851 code for a protein of 2616 amino acids. The record is from RefSeq and is a predicted model, not a curated record. Lineage: Eukaryota; Oomycota; Peronosporomycetes; Peronosporales; Peronosporaceae. The transcript is spliced from 6 exons.